This is a messenger RNA of Linnemannia hyalina, 1005 nucleotides long. Lineage: Eukaryota; Fungi; Mortierellomycota; Mortierellomycetes; Mortierellales; Mortierellaceae. The record is from the annotation of a GenBank genome assembly.
AUGUCCCAUGCACCCAAUCCUACGGCCCCUGAUGUCGACAUCGACAUUCACACGACCCUUCGCCUUAUGCAGGAGCAAAUGCAACAACAGCAGGAGCAGAUGCAGCAACAGCAAGCCUUCAUGCAACAACAACAAAACCUUUUGCAACAACAGCAAGCCAGGAUUCAGCAACUGGAAACCGAAUCUAUCGAGCAGGAUGGCAAAGUGGUCCACAAGCCUCGAGUGACCACUCUCAAGCUCUAUCAAGAACUCAUUGACGUCUAUCCAGCCAUUGCGGAACCCAAAUUCUUCGAUUCCGAACUCCCCAAGAACCACGAUGUUUUCGAAUGGAACGACUUCCAUUAUACCGAGGGUAUGGAUUACAAGCCUCCCCCGGUUUUGCAGCACUCCGAGGUGUCACUCGCGGACACAGCCAAGCGACACGAGCGAGAUUUGGCAACAAUCCAAGGAUAUCUGGCGCACACGACCCGGUUCUACGACACUUGCGCCCAUGAGAUUGUCAACUCGGGAAAAGUCGACAUGGAACAUAUACUCAGUUUCCUCAACACGGUACGCAUCUCCACAUCCCACGACGCUUCCAGGAUCAGUCGGAUGCGAGAAAACCUUUACCUCGACGAACUCGGCAUCAAGCAUGGAAACGACAAGGAGGAAUCUCUUUUCACUUUGGAAUCACUGGCUGCCAAAAAGGCAGCCGCUGAUCUGGUUCGAAAGACAUACAAGAAAUACGAACCUCCCAAGGACAGGACCAAGAAGCCUGACAACAAAUUUACCAAGGACAAAUCUGGAACAGGCGACAAACCCAAGGAUCAACAGUCGGGCAAGUCGCAAUCCAAGGAUAAGUCAGGAUACAAAUCCGACAACGGCAAGUCGGGUUACAAGUCGGGUUACAAGUCGGGUUACAAGUCGGACGGAGGCAAGUCUGACGGCAAGUCUCGGUACAAGUCUGGUGGCGGUCAAGGCAGGAAGCAACCAGACCAGGGAAACGACGGGGAGAAGUCGGAUUAG